AUGAGCAGAGUGGUUCAUAGGCGAGAUGGAGGAACAAAGAGGAGCGAGGACAGCAAGGAUGAAGAAUCCCGAGCCAAACCGGGCGGCGUCAACUUCUCCCUUCAGGCAAGUCUUCCUCCCUCUUCGCCAGUUGACCCCUUAAGGGGCAUGGGUCCGACUGGGCACGGAACCAGUUCCAGGCUCACCCAGAGGGACCCCCAGGCAUCAGACAACAUCGUCGCGUUCAGUUGGGGACACCUGGAGUUCGUCCGGCUCGUCUCGAUCUCCCACACCAUCGUGCUCUUCGAACAGGAGAGUCGGCUCAUUCUCAAAGAGUCCCCCGAGGGAAUUGCGCAGCUCGAGCUCCAAGGCAGCACCCGACGAGAGGGGUUGGAAGAGGGAAGAAACGCGCCAGGGAGAAAGUCGGGGAAGCUUCAAAUCUCGAGGGAAUCGUGGGACGAUAAAGACAAGGACGACGAGAAGGAAAAGGAGAGUGCCUCUGCCUCUGAUCUCGAAUCCGAUCUCGAUAUGGAUCGGACUCGAGCCAGGAGAUCAGUCGGGAACAUCGCCGAUAUCAGAAUGACCAACAAAUUCAACUUCUACGAAAGGGCCUCUCAAACCUAUUCCUUCGUGAAGAGGAAUAAAGGGACGGAGACGGAGCCGCCACCGAUGAUGAGGAUGGGCGGACAGGUGAACCAAUGGAUCAUCUACGACGCGUACCAGGAAGACCAGGAAUCCUUGGCCGGGACCGGGGAAGCCCACGGGGAGAGGCCGAGGUCCUCCAGCCCUUACCCCGGCGGCCAGGAGAAAGCGAAGGACAAGGUCAAGGUGAAGGUGACGUCGACCCCCGGCCAGCCCCCCGACAUCUCCGCUCUCCGUCACGCCUCCAAGAUCAUGGAGAGGAUGGUCAAUCAGAAUCUCUACGAUCCCAUCACUCUCGAUUUCAAGUACUGGGAGGACGGAUCGGACGAAUACAAGGAUCCAAUCGGGACGCUGUUGCCGUUGUGGACGUUCGUGUGUUCUCGGGCUCCCAAAUACAACGUCACCGGGCUCGUCUGGUCCACCAGCUUCCCCGAUCUCUUUGGCGUCUCCUACGGGUCCUAUGAGUACCGGAAACAGCCUGAAUACGGAGUGGUGUGUCUGUUCACUCUGAAGAACCCGUCGCACCCGGAGUACAUGUUCGAGACGGAGAGCGGGGCCAUGGCGAUAGACAUCCACCCGAAAAGACCCCAUCUCGUAUACAACUUGAAGCAAGAGGAGGGUCGGGGAGGGCUCCUGUGGCAAACGGAGCUCGACGAUGCCAAGACCAUGGAUAUCGUCUGGCAGGUGUGUUGGGGUGAGGACGACCCAGACGGUCAGGCGACUCUCUUCUCGGUGGCAGCCAAUGGGAAGGUGUAUCAAUGGACCCUGAUCCGACACGACAUGAGGAAACACGAGAUCCUCACUUUGGACCUGGAACCACCCAUCACGAAGUCCGACGGCAGACUCCUUCAUCUCAUCGGCAAGUAUUCCGUUGCAUCGGCGCAGCGUUUCUACGAUUCGAUCAGGUGUGGAACGGCGAUGGCGUUUCACCGGGCUCAGCCAACGCUGCUCGUCGUGGGCACGGAGGAAGGAAAGAUCUACAAGAGCAGUACCCUUUAUCAGUCCAAGAAAUUGACCCAAUACAUGGGGCAUCACAUGUCCAUCUAUGCUCUAUCCUGGAAUCAUUUCUAUCACGAUGUCUUCCUUUCCGCUUCCGCCGACUGGACCGUCCGCAUCUGGGACCACAAUCACAGAAGUGAGGCGUUGGUUACCCUGGAUUUGGGCAGUGAAGUUGGAGAUGCGGCCUGGGCUCCGUAUAGUAGUACCGUCCUUGCCGCCGUGACCAAUGAUGGUCAGGUGCAUGUCUAUGACCUUGCCGUCGAUUUUUACAAGCCCAUCUGUAUCCAGACGGUCGUUCCGCGGAAAAACAUGAAGCUCACCCACAUCGCCUUCAACCCCCUCCAUCCCAUCAUCGUCGUUGGCGAUGAUCGGGGGAAUGUGAUCAGCCUGAAGUUGUCACCAAAUCUCAGAAAGCAGUGCAAGGAGUCCAAAGGAGGAGAAGACAUCAAAACUUCAGAUUUGGAAUGCAAAAAGUUGACUCGCAUCCUCUCUUUAAUGGGGCACUUGUAUGGCUUGGAACCCAAGUGGUUUUGGAUGUGCUUGGCACGAGAGGAGGAGUCAAUGAAGGUCUUGUCACAUCGUGGGCAUGGGAAAGGUCGCAUGUUGAGGUGCUUCCGCAGGUAUUUGGCCGAACACGCCAUCUCCCAGCCUCAAGCUAGAAAGCUAGCAAAAGACUCGGUUUGA
Darwinula stevensoni is the source of this 2304-nucleotide messenger RNA. The record is from the annotation of a GenBank genome assembly. NCBI's taxonomy places the organism in Eukaryota, Metazoa, Arthropoda, Ostracoda, Podocopida, Darwinulidae.